This is a messenger RNA of Aplysia californica (California sea hare), 4149 nucleotides long. Its product is annotated as mucin-5AC. NCBI's taxonomy places the organism in Eukaryota, Metazoa, Mollusca, Gastropoda, Aplysiida, Aplysiidae. The record is from RefSeq and is a predicted model, not a curated record. The coding region runs from base 553 to 4005 and encodes 1150 amino acids. The transcript is spliced from 7 exons.
GAUGCAGGUUGAUUGACUUGAGCGAAGUAGGCCUAGCGUAGAUUUGAAUGAAGUUGUAAGAUAAAACAAGAAUCUUGUGACACUUGUCAGUCGCUCACGAAAUUCACUCGCGCUAGUACGUGACGGAGCUUACUUCACAGUCAGUCACACCUCACGUGUGUAUGUGUGUGUGUGUGCGUGUUUGUGUGUGUGUGGCGCAGUGUGUUGUGUUCAGUGUUCUAAAUUUGGACUUCCUGUAACAUUUCCGAGGAAAAGGGCCGACCUCGGUCGUCGGCUGUUUCGAUCGAAGUUUGAUUUUCCGUUGCCUGUGUCACAAGAAAUAUUCUCAUUUUCACAGAAAGUAGAACGCUUUCUGAUACUUGCACUUGUUGCCGCUAGAUCUAGUCAGCCAUCGCCCUCUGUAGACUUAGGUGAUGAACGAAUGGAAAGAAUGACUAAUGGGAAAAUGCAGUAAGACUUGAUCGUCGUCAAAAUGAGCUCUCUUGUUUUAUUGUUCUAGAAUCUAGUUUCAAGUUCAGGAGGAGUAAAGACAACAGAUUCGACCACAGCGCUAUGGAUAUGCAAGGGAGUCCAAUAGUCAUAGAUGUGCACUCGGACGAAGAUGAAGAUGAUGAUGAUGUCGUGUUGGUGAAAGAGGAAAAGGUCUCGCCGUCGAAGCAGCAGGUGGAUGAAAAAGACGAGGAUGUGAUCUUUGUCUCGGAGGUGCCCGCAAGGUCGCAGCGAGGGGCCAAACGCGGGGCGGAUAAUCGCCCUGCUGGGAGACAGCCUGGACAUGGUGGUCAGCGAAACAACAACAACAGCAACAACAACGACACCAACAGCGAUGAGGAGGAGGACCUGUUCCCCCUGCCCACGCUCCCCACCCUCCUGUGCUACCCGCCGGGCUGCGCCCCCAUCAACGUAGUGGAAGACAUCCUGCGACCUCUUGACCUCUCUCAGGCCGCCCUGCUCGAAGGUCAUGACCCUGAAGAGGAGGCAGAGCAUCAUCCGGAUUCUGCGCCGGAGAACGGGGUCCCAGCAUGCACCUCCUCCGCGGCUCUUGUCUCGUUGGCAAACGCUCAGGAUUCCAAGCCAUCGGUGCUCUCCGCUGAGCAGAACGUAACCGCCGACUCUUUUACCGACUCGAUUUCUUCUCAAGGCGUGAACGUGAGUGUGGCUUCUCUUCUUCACGCAGCAAACAGCGCAAAUAGCUGUUCUGAUAAUGAUUCGAUGCAGUUGGAUUCGAUACCUCACUCAGCAAACAGCGCAAACAGCCAAUCUGAUAAUGACGCGAUGCAGUUGGAUUCUAUACCUCACGCACCAAACAGUGCAAACAGCCAUUCUGAUAAUGACGCGAUGCAGUUGGAUUCUAUACCUCACGCACCAAACAGUGCAAACAGCCAUUCUGAUAAUGACGCGAUGCAGUUGGAUUCUAUACCUCACGCACCAAACAGCGCAAACAGCCAUUCUGAUAAUGACGCGAUGCAGUUGGAUUCUAUUCCAAACGGUGCAAACAGCCAAUCUGAUAAUGAUUCGAUGCAGUUGGGGUCUAUACCUCACGCACCAAACAGCGCAAACUGCCAAUCUGAUAAAGACUCGAUGCAGUUGGAUUCUAUACCUCACGCUGCGAACAUCGCAAAUAGCUGUUCUGAUAAUGAUUCAAUGCAGUUGGAUUCAAUACCUUACACAGCAAAAGGCACAAACAGCCAAUCUGAUAAUGACGCGAUGCAGUUGGAUUCUAUACCUCACGCAGCAAACAGCUGUUCUGAUAAUAACACGGUACGGUUGGAGCCAACAGCUUUCUCAUCUGCACAGGACGUGCCAAACAACAGCUCAGGAAGACAGAGUCGUGACCUGGCGGCGUCUACUGACGCAACUGUUGGCACGGUGACCAUGCACGAAGUCUCCACAGUGGCGGGUCUGACUUUUGAUGCCACGCCACGUACCACUGCUGUGUCAUGUGCCACUGCCGCGCCAGACUCCGAAUCUGUUGCCGCUGAUGUCGUGUCAAAAGAUUCUUCCUCCUCCGCAAAAAGUGACCUCAGGGAAGAAAAUCCCCUCCCAGUUCCCUCCCCUGCUCCGACACACUUCUCUAAUAAUAACUCAUCGGGAUCUACCGCUUGCCUUUCAGUACCAAACUUGUCGUCCGACAGUUCGAGUGAACACAAACUGGACGAUUUAGGACUCUCUGGGGACGAAGUGAAGAAUUUGAUCAAGUUUUUGCCUUCCCUCCUCUCGGAGAACGCCCUGAACAAAACGACUUGUCCGCCUGUGAGUGGCGCUACGGCGUGUGAUAAAUCAGACAGCGGGCUUUCUGUGAAUGUUACAACUUCUGUGAUUCCAACGAGUGAAGACCAAGGGGGAGUGGCCAUUCCUCAAUCUCCAAGCCUCCUCCAAGGAGGAAGUGCCACCGGUCGCCUCCUUCCCUCGGAUGAAGGGGAGAAAACCGCAGCUCCUGGAUCGUCCUGGGAUGAAAUGGACGCGAGCGAUCGACCCACGGCUCAGGAUAUGAUGUGUCCCAGCCCACCAAAAAAAUCGUGUCGCAGUUUACGUUUACGGCAGAGCCAUGGUGACGAAUACGCAGCCGCACCCACAAGUGGCCAGCGGUCAGAAAAGAGCGGUGUGGAGAUGGGCAAACUGGGGGCGGCAAGUGUUGCUGUGUCUAGUGGGAGCGUUGUCGGUUUACGAAAACACGGUCAAAGGAGUGGAGGGUGUUGUCCUAAAUCUGGCCAGGUUGCUACUCGAUCGUGUGAGACUGGGCCAGCUCAGGGGGGUCAGUGUACGUCCACGUCUGUGUGUGCGUCUGUGUGUACAACUGUUAGUGCGUCUGUCUGUACAUCCAGACCUGUCGGUACGUCGUCAACACUUGUGUGUAAUUCUGUGAUAGCAUCGCCUUCUGUGGGAAGUCAGGACAGCUACAGUGCGGGGGAUGUUGCGGGAACGAAUUCCGUGGGGGAUGUGGCAGGAACGAAUGCUGGGGGAACGAAUUCUAUGGGGGAUGUUGCGGGAACGAAUGCUGCUGAGAAAUUGACCAGAAGCCAGUCUCAGCUCAACACCCAAGGCCCUCCUGGCACUUCCUGUCGGUCCUCCCCGCGUACGUCCAGAGGGCCAAAACCGCGGGCUGGUGGCGUGUGUCGGCAUCACAAAACGCUGGAAACUAGCCAGUGGGAUUGUGCUCAGUGUUUCACCGCGCGGCCAGCGAGGAAGCCCAAGGUCAAAGCUCGAUUGUCGCCCGGCAGAAGACGCAGCCAGAGCCCGUUGCAGGAGGGUGCUGUGUCCUCCUCCGUGACCUCGCCUCCUCUCCUCGUAUCCUCCUCACCUCCCUCCUCGUCCUCCCAACCCCCCUCCUCAUCCACCCAGCCUUCCUCCUCAUCCUCUUCAGACGGGCCUGUGGGUCGGGGCAAGAGGCGGAAGGUGGCGGAGAUCAGGAGAGCCAAGAGUAUGCUGACGAGAUCGCAUCACGUCGCUGGGAAUUCCCCGAGGGACGCACCGUCAUCUGUUACUAUUCAUAGAUCGGUGUCCGACUCUGGACUGGUCGGGCAGGCUAACGAAGGGGGGCCCGGUGGUGCCAGGGACGAUGUGAGGGGCGGUGCGGGUGGGCGGGGGGAGGGGGCAGACGAGGCGGUCCCCAGCUGUAUGUGUUGUAGAAAGGCGUGUCAGCUCAGCGCGUUGUCCUUCUGUGUCGCUGGCCAUGGCACGUGCGUCACCUGCCUGGAGGCUCAGGUCAAGGCCGUUCUUACCGGAGAUGUCAAGCAAAAGAACAUCCAGUGCCCGUCGGACAACUGUCCAGAAAUCUUGGACUUCGCGGAGCUAAAGAAGACUUUGCCGUCGUUCGUGGUGGAGAUUCUGGAGACGAAACUGGACCGGGAAUAUGUCAGCUACAUCACCAACUGGUUCUUUACCAACGAACAACCGCUCAAGCCAGGUCCGAGUUCGCAUCCGAACCGAGCGCUCCGGAGAACCAAGAACCGGAGGAGGAUCAGCCCAGCUGUUGGUCGCCCAUGGAUCCAGGGGUGUCAGUCAUGAUCUUCGACGUGCGUCCCGAUUCGGAAGAGUUCAAGGACUUGAUGGUACGCUUCAGGGAAACUUUGCCGCUGCGACAAAUCGUCAAGAUUAUGCGCGUACAGAACACGAUUCUCUAUAAGUAUUUCUCACUGUAAGUAGCUCUGU